Molecule: messenger RNA, 3489 nt
Organism: Styela clava
Lineage: Eukaryota; Metazoa; Chordata; Ascidiacea; Stolidobranchia; Styelidae
Source: RefSeq, a predicted model, not a curated record
AAUUAAACAGAGUUUUCUAAAGUUUCUUCAUUAACGUGGGCAUUGAAGUUGAAGGGUGAACGGGCGACUGGCAGUUCUGAGACGGUCUACGAAAUAGCAAUAUACGGUGACAUCACAUUCAUUUACCAAUUAUAUAUGCUAUAAAGGAUGUUCCUAACUCAUACAUUGCAAAAAUCACACAAAUUCGAAGGCAUCAGGAAAGCAGCCAGAGGUUUGGAAAUGGGCGAGUCCUAGGAUGGCUGGAAUUUUAAUGUCGGAUAAAAAUAAGAAGGAAAUGAUCGAGAACUUGAAAAAGGAAGCUCAACAACUUCGCCAAAAACUCAAGGAAGACAGAAGAAAGCUUGACGAUGCUAACCUGUUUUCUAUGGGAAAUAAAGUGAAGCAGGUAUCUACAUUGCAACUUCGGACUAGGAAGUUACUCAAAGGUCACACAAGUAAAGUUCUUAAUAUAGAUUGGUCACAAGACAGAAGAAGAAUUGUCAGUUCCUCACAGGAUGGUAAAGUGAUAGUGUGGGAUGCUUUUACAUCAACAAAGGAACAUACCAUUAGUUUGCCGACAACAUGGGUGAAUUCUUGUGCAUAUGCUCCAUCCGGACGCUUGAUUGCAUGCGGUGGUCUUGAUAAUAAAUGCUCAGUGUUCCGUAUCGGUUCAUCACCCGCAAGUAAUCCUUCAGUUGCAUCAUCUACCAAUCCUGGUGCAAUCAAACCAACUUCAACAAACAGUACACCAGAAGCAGGGUCCAACACACAAUCACAACAAAGAAAAGUGGUGGCAAUGCAUACAAGCUAUAUUUCAUCAUGCUCAUUCACACAAUCUGAUCAUCAGAUUUUAACAGCUUCAGGAGACAGUACUUGUGCAUUAUGGGAUGUAGAAAGUAGUCAAUUAUUACAGAGUUUCCAUGGACAUCAAUGUGAUGUCAUGGAUGCUGCUUUGUCUCCUCUUGAAACAGGAAAUCUAUUUAUAUCUGGGGGAUGUGACAAUACAGCUUGUGUAUGGGACAUGAGAAUAGCACAAUGUGUUCAACGAUUCAGCACUCAUGAAUCUGAUAUCAAUACAGUCAGAUGGUUUCCAAGUGGUGAAGCUUUUGCAUCAGGAUCGGAAGAUGCUUCGAUACGUUUGUUUGAUCUUCGUGCUGACAAGGAGAUCGCUUGUUACCAGAAGAAAUCUGUGUUAUUUGGAGUAAAUGCAGUUGACUUUUCUCUGAGUGGAAGAGUAUUGUAUGGAGCUUACAAUGAUUAUUUGAUUCAUGCAUGGGAUACAAUUCAAGGAAUAAAGAUUGGGGCAUUAUUUGGUCAUGAAAAUAGAGUUAGUACUUUAAGAAUGUCACCUGAUGGAACAGCAUUUUGUUCUGGCAGUUGGGAUACAACAUUACGGAUUUGGGCAUGAUUGAUGUUAUUAAAUGGAGAUCAAUGCUGUGAAGAAAAUGUCUCCAAACACGAGGGAAAGUGGAGGAAUGAUUGAAAAGUAUAUGCCAGUCAACAUUGCAAAAUUUAAAAGAUUUUUCCUUCGCCACUUUUCCAGUAUUGUGUUGUGUUGUAUUAAUUAUAUUCAAUUACCAUAAUAUGAAUUGUGGCAAGCAGGCACAUCAUGCCUCAUGCGAUACCAUUGAGCAAAUAUAAUUUCAAGUGACAAAAUUUGUGUCAUUCAACACCGAUUGUCUUCAACUUUAUCCAUUUUCGACUUCAUGUUACAUUGAUAAUAAAUAUUAUUGCUAUAAUAUAUUCUGACAAUAAUUUUUAGGAAUUCCAAUUUUUUUUUUUUCAUUUUUGUGUUUGUAUAUUUAUUGUCAUAGCCCAUGGUAUUUCUGAACUUUGAGCUAAAGGACCCCUCUAUUGUUUCGAAAUUUGCCCAAAAGCUUUUUCUGGUUUCGACUGAUACAAUUUUUGUCAAACUUUUCUCCUAUUAUAAAAAAUUGUGACUCACUGAAGCUUUUUGCCAUCAACAACAUCUAAUUUUUAUAAAGAUACAUGAAAAACAAGCUCUUGUGUUUCGAAAACUUCAGGAAUUUAUUGGAUUAACAGAAUAUUUAUCUAGUCUGUUACCAAUUAUCUAAUCUAACCUAUAUUUUGUAUUUAAUGUUUGUAUUAUUUAAUUCCUAAUAUUUUAUCUACAUUGGAUGGAGCUGACACUAGACUAAAAGCUUCAAGAUAAAAAUAUUUUCUUUUUUGUCAAUUCGUUUGUUCAUCAGUUAUGAGCUGCGUGGUGGCAGGAAUGCAAUCAAUAAAUCGUAAAUAGUUUUUUUUUUUUCAAUAAUUGAUGCACAUGCUUAGUGUUCUACAGUGCAUGCCUGUACUGGAUUAUAAUAUAAACCGCAAAGGUGAAGAUAGUGAUGUUCUUUACAAAAAUUCCAAUUGUUAAAUUAAAUUUAAGAAUCUAAAAUUUUGACAUAUUUUUGAAAUAUGUUUCCAUCUUCAUGUUACAAUUUACAUUACCUUAAUUUUGAUUUUUUUUGCGAUCUCAUUCUAGUUGAAAUUUUUCGCAACAUUCCAUCAUCUGCAAGAUUCAUGAAAACAUAAAUUCAAGGAUUGACUGUUGCUUGAAAAAUAGUUUCACCAAGGCUGUUGUAGACUUAUCUCUGCAACUUUAAAUAUUUUAAUUAACAUGGUUCUUUGAGUACACUAUUGUGAGAUAUAGAACAAUAGGUAUGCUCCAAAAACCUUCUCAAUCAAGGUAUCAUCCAAGGCCCAAAUCUUUACUUUCGGUAUUGGUUUUUAAAUUGCUCGUGGAUGUGGCACAUCAUGCUAAGCAUUAAGAAUACGCUUGUGACCGCACCUCUGAUUACCCUGCCUUGGUUCGCAAGUUCGUUUUUGAGGUCUAUCUGGGAGAUGCCUUCAAUAUAACUUGCAAUAUAAUAGGGAUUAAUUCCAUUUUGAAUCGUAGUAAAUUUGUCAUGUGCAAUGAGUGUCCGUUUUUUUAUUGGUAACAUUAACAUUCUUUAAAACAGGAAUUGUUAUGUGUGACUGGCUUCUUUCUAUGAUGUCAAAACACAUUGUUUAUGUCCAACAUUUUGGCUAAAUGUUUUGGGUAUCAUCUGUGAAAUUAUAAUUUAUCUGUAUGUGAUAAGCAAAACAUUUUAUGUUCGUGAUGUUAACAAACACUUGAUGUUGGUACAUCCCCAAACUUAAGUCUGCUGUCAUAUCUGAAGAUUGCAAGAUAUGUAACUAUUCUUACUGCUGAAAUCAGGCAUAAACUGAAGUUAAGAUUUUUCAAAUUAUUACCUACUGGUAGGUGAGUGAUAUGCCCUGCAAAAUAUGAGCUAACAAUGUUUGCUUGUGAAGUACAUUGGCAUUGGCGUGUCAUAAUAGUUGUUACCUGGCUACCUGCACCGAGUGCUAUCCAAGGUCCGGCUUCUUCAAUGUGUGAAUAGUCGUAUUUAUUUGCUGCUUACCUUCCGCAUAAUUUUUGUUUUUCGUUUUUAUCCUGAUUAUUAUUUUCGUUUUAUGAUCAUGUCAGACAACAGCAGCAAUAAAAUCAUUAUUUCAAAUAAA